Molecule: messenger RNA, 1288 nt
Organism: Aspergillus novofumigatus IBT 16806
Lineage: Eukaryota; Fungi; Ascomycota; Eurotiomycetes; Eurotiales; Aspergillaceae
Product: glutathione S-transferase family protein
Exons: 3
Coding region: 248-1027 (259 amino acids)
Source: RefSeq, a predicted model, not a curated record
CCGUGCAAUUUCGUGGCUUAUAAACUUGCUACUGUUAGACCCUAAUUCCAGUCUUGCCCAGAUCGGAGUCCAAAAAGGGCAUCGCAGCCUAGAGCUCUCUUCCCGACUUACAUACGUUCUUCUCACAUUUUUUUGUACUUAUACUUCUUUUUCGCUUCGAAAUCGUCCUCGAAAUAUCAACGAAUAUUCGAUCGCGUAGCUGUGGUCACCCCGUAACAUUGUCAUCUUCUCAUUAACAACACCCACAAUGGCCGCCAAAUCAUCCCCUCUCAUUACUGUCUACCGCGGCUUCCCAGAAACCGGUUGCUACAUCUGGUCCCCCUUCGUCACAAAGCUGGAGGCCCGUCUCCGUUUCGCCAACAUCCGCUACCGCACCGAACAAGGCGCCAUCCCCAAAUCUCCGCGUGGCAAGGUCCCUUACGUCUCCAUCCAGCAUGGCCAGCAGCCGCCGCAGACGCUCUCAGAUUCCACCCUGAUCACCAAAGCGCUGAUUGAGGAGGGGUACAUAGAGGAUCUGAACCAGCACCUGUCUCCGACUGAGCGACUGCAUGACCUGGCGCUCAAGGCAUUGCUAGAGGAUAAGUUGCCUUCUUAUCAGACCUACGAGCGAUGGAUCCUGAACUUCUACACCAUGCGCUCCAAGAUCCUCGCUGCCCUCCCCUGGCCCGUCCAGGUCGUCGUUGGCAACAUCAUCUACCGCAAAGUGACACGCAAUCUCCAAGGCCAGGGUACCAUGGCCUUCACCGAGGAUGAAAUCAGUGCGUUCCGGAAGGAGAUCUGGGCGAGUCUGAGUGCGGUGGUGGCGGAGGCGCAGGCGAAGCAGUCCGAUCGGGACGGGCCGUUCUGGGUCUGGGGUGGAGAGACGCCGACGGAGGUGGAUGCGGUGCUGUUUGGGUUCGUUGUGUCCGGGUUGGUGUGUGAUGCCGCACCGGCCUCAAAGGAGAUUAUCAAGGGGUAUCCGGCUCUGGUUGAUUAUGCGAGACGGAUCCAUGAUAAGUACUUUCCUGACUACGAGCUGUGGGAGUAGUGAUCGAUGUAUUCCUUUUUAAUACAAGGUGUCGAUCUCUUGCAGUAUCACUAGUGGAAUAUAUGACAAUGAGUGGCUCAAAUCUGGCUGAUAAAUAUACUGACAUUCUCAUGGUAUGGACCUUUGCUCGUGGCGACGGACAUAUUCCUCAUUAAAAACCUGCUAUAUUUACAUGAUACUUGCUUUUGUGCCGAUAGUGUUGUACCUACACUGCUGAUAUGGAUGAAUGUACCAUUUUGCAGCUCAUAAUCUUCCUCGCUU